Messenger RNA from Thlaspi arvense, 1236 nucleotides. The record is from the annotation of a GenBank genome assembly. NCBI's taxonomy places the organism in Eukaryota, Viridiplantae, Streptophyta, Magnoliopsida, Brassicales, Brassicaceae.
AUGGGAUCAAUGGCUCAGAAGUCGGUUUUGAUGUUAUGCGGAGAGUUCAUGGAAGCUUACGAGACCAUCGUACCUCUCUACGUCCUCCAAGCGUUUGGCGUUAGCGUCCACUGCGUUUCUCCUGGCUACAAAACUGGCGACAAGUGCGUCAUGGCGGCUCACGAUCUUCUCGGCCUCGAGGCAUAUAGUUUCUCUAAUCUUUCACUUUUUUCUUCAUUUUUAUACUCCGAGUUGGUGGUCGAUCAUCUAACACUAAACGCAAACUUCGAUGAAGUCAUCCCCGAGCAAUACGACGCCAUCAUCGUUCCCGGUGGACGUUUCACGGAACUUUUGAGCACCGACGAGAAAUGCGUGAGCCUCGUGGCUCGAUUCGCCGAGCUUAAGAAGCUUGUCCUAACGAGCUGCCACAGCCAGCUGUUGCUCGCGGCGGCGGGUCUACUCACCGGUGGAAUGAAGUGCACGGCGUUCGAAAGCAUGAAACCGUUGAUCGAGCUCUCUGGUGGCGCGUGGUGGCAACAGGCCGGAGUCCAGACCCUGUUAGACAUCACCGAUUGUGUCACGGACGGGAAUUUCGUUUCCACCAUGGGGUGGCCAACGCUUGGCCACACUCUGAGAGUUUUGUUAGAAGCACUCGGCUCUAAGAUCUCUUGCUCCAAGGAGACUCAGCCUUCUUUGCUUUUCUUGAUUGGGGACUGUGUUGAAGAUUAUAGUAUCAACGUACCAUUUAAGGCGUUUCAAGCAUUGGGAUGUAAAGUGGACGCAGUGACACCAAACAAGAAGAAAGGUGAUAAAUGCGGUACUAUCGUUCACGACCUAGAGAACGGACGGCGACUUCCUACUGAGAAGAUCGGUCACAACUUCUAUGUGACCAUUGCGUGGGAAGAUGUCUCUGUGGAUGAUUACGACUGCAUUGUGGUUCCCGGAGGAAGAUCGCCGGAGCUCUUGGUGAUGAACGACAAUGCCGUCGGAUUAGUCAAGAAGUUUGUUGAGAAAGAAAAGUUUGUUGCUGCCAUUGGAAUGGGAAAUUGGCUACUUGCCGCUACCGGCGCUCUCAAGAAAAAGAGAUGUGCAAGUGGUUAUGGGACAAAGGUGGCCGUGAAGGUUGCUGGUGGUCAGAUCGUGGAAUCAGAGAGGUGUGUGACCGACGACAAGCUGGUCACAGCGGCAGCAACUUCUGAUCUCCCUGCCUUUUUAUACGCAUUAUCGACCGCACUUGGUCUCUCUGUUGUAUUCUAA